AUGUGGGAGUGGAAGGGAGUGGGCACUGCGUGCGGGGCGGGGAUCCGCAAGGGGCUAGCGGGCUUCUUUCGCGCGGACCAGCACGUGGACCGAGCUCCCGGGGAUGGAGGAGUGAGAAAGCAGGGCAGGAGCUGCCCGGGUCCCCAGACGCCCUACUCGGCGGGGUCCCACGCCCCCCCACGGAAGAAGCCACGUACCCUGGCCUCCCCUCUGGGAAACCUCAACGGGCUGACCCCGGCCCUUCUUAAGCAGUGGCCUCUACAUCCGAUCCCUCCAGCCGUACCCCCAAUUAGCCCCCCUAAGCCCCAAGCGCCCUACACCCACCUCGGGCCCGAAGAAUUAAGUCCUGCUGAGUCCCCCAGCAACGCCUCCCACUCGUCCAGAUGUUCGGGCCCCCACCUGCGGCUCCGCAUCCCAGUCCUGCGCCCCACCCACGUUUCACACCGCCCCCCUCUGCCCCGGGCCCCUCCUUCCCCAGGGCCUCCACCCGGCCUGCACGAGCUUCCUCGCUGCUUCUUCCCAGAGGCCUCCAGUCGUAACCUGGUGACCCUGCGAGUGGACCCCAACGGCUUCUUCUUGUACUGGACAGGACCUAACAUGGAGGUGGACACACUUGACAUCAGUUCUAUCAGGGACACACGGAUGGGCCGUUAUGCCCGCCUGCCCAAGGACCCUAAGAUCCGGGAAGUGCUGGGUUUUGGGGGCCCCGAUGCCCGGCUGGAGGAGAAGCUGAUGACGGUGGUAGCUGGGCCCGACCCAGUGAACACAACAUUUUUGAACUUCAUGGCGGUGCAGGAUGACACAGCCAAGGUCUGGUCUGAGGAGCUGUUCAAGCUGGCUAUGAACAUCCUGGCCCAGAAUGCCUCCCGGAACACCUUCCUGCGCAAAGCAUACACGAAGCUGAAGCUGCAGGUGAACCAGGAUGGACGGAUCCCAGUCAAGAACAUCCUGAAGAUGUUUUCAGCAGACAAGAAACGGGUGGAGACCGCGCUGGAGUCCUGUGGCCUCAAUUUCAACCGGAGUGAGUCCAUUCGUCCUGAUGAGUUUUCCUUGGAAAUCUUCGAGCGGUUCCUGAACAAGUUGUGUCUACGGCCAGACAUUGACAAGAUCCUGCUGGAGAUAGGUGCCAAGGGCAAGCCGUACCUGACGCUAGAACAGCUUAUGGACUUCAUCAACCAGAAGCAACGGGACCCGAGACUCAACGAAGUGCUGUACCCACCCCUGAGGCCCUCCCAGGCCCGGCUGCUCAUUGAGAAGUACGAGCCCAACCAGCAGUUCCUGGAGCGAGACCAGAUGUCCAUGGAGGGCUUCAGCCGCUACCUGGGAGGGGAAGAGAAUGGCAUCCUGCCCCUGGAAGCCCUGGACCUGAGUGCAGACAUGACCCAGCCGCUGAGUGCCUACUUCAUCAACUCCUCGCACAACACCUAUCUCACGGCGGGGCAGCUGGCCGGGACCUCGUCGGUGGAGAUGUACCGCCAGGCGCUGCUGUGGGGCUGCCGCUGCGUGGAGCUAGACGUGUGGAAGGGGCGGCCGCCCGAGGAGGAGCCCUUCAUCACCCAUGGCUUCACCAUGACCACCGAGGUGCCCCUUCGUGACGUGCUCGAGGCCAUUGCAGAGACCGCCUUCAAGACCUCGCCUUACCCCGUCAUCCUCUCCUUCGAGAACCACGUGGACUCGGCAAAGCAGCAGGCCAAGAUGGCCGAGUACUGCCGCUCCAUCUUUGGGGACGCGCUGCUCAUCGACCCCCUGGACAAGUACCCGCUGGCCCCAGGCAUCCCCCUGCCCAGCCCCCAGGACCUAAUGGGCCGCAUCCUGGUGAAGAACAAGAAGCGGCACCGGCCCAGCGCAGGCGUCCCCGGCAGCUCCGUGCGCAAGCGGCCGCUGGAGCAGAGCAACUCGGUGCUGAGCGAGAGCUCCGCCGCCACCGAGCCCUCCUCCCCGCAGCUCGGGUCCCCCAGCUCUGACAGCUGCCCAGGCCUGAGCAAUGGGGAGGAGGCGGGGCUGGAGAAGCCCAGCCUGGAGCCUCGCAAGUCUCUGGGUGAGGAGGGCCCAAAUCGGGGUCCUGAUGCUCUGGGACCUGCUGACCGUGAGGAUGAGGAGGAAGACGAGGAAGAGGAGGAGCAGACAGACCCCAAAAAGCCAACCACGGAUGAGGGCACAGCCAGCAGUGAGGUCAACGCCACUGAGGAGAUGUCAACGCUCGUCAACUACAUUGAGCCUGUCAAGUUCAAGUCCUUCGAAGCUGCUCGAAAGAGGAACAAGUGCUUUGAGAUGUCAUCCUUCGUGGAGACCAAGGCCAUGGAGCAGCUGACCAAGAGCCCCAUGGAGUUUGUGGAGUACAACAAGCAGCAGCUCAGCCGCAUCUACCCCAAGGGCACCCGUGUGGACUCCUCCAACUACAUGCCCCAGCUCUUCUGGAACGUAGGCUGCCAGCUUGUCGCACUCAACUUCCAGACCCUGGAUGUGGCGAUGCAGCUUAAUGCAGGCGUGUUUGAGUACAAUGGGCGCAGUGGGUACCUGCUCAAGCCCGAGUUCAUGCGGCGGCCGGACAAGUCCUUUGAUCCCUUCACUGAAGUCAUCGUGGAUGGCAUCGUGGCGAAUGCCUUGCGGGUCAAGGUGAUUUCGGGGCAGUUCCUGUCUGACAGGAAGGUGGGAAUCUACGUGGAGGUGGACAUGUUUGGUCUCCCUGUUGACACGCGGCGCAAGUAUCGCACACGGACCUCACAGGGGAACUCGUUCAACCCCGUGUGGGAUGAGGAGCCCUUUGACUUCCCCAAGGUGGUGCUACCCACGCUGGCUUCGCUUCGCAUUGCGGCCUUUGAGGAGGGCGGCAAGUUUGUAGGGCACCGGAUCCUGCCUGUCUCGGCCAUUCGCUCAGGGUACCACUAUGUCUGCCUGCGGAAUGAGGCCAACCAGCCCUUGUGCCUGCCGGCCCUGCUCAUCUACACUGAGGCCUCUGACUACAUCCCUGAUGACCACCAGGACUACGCCGAGGCCCUGAUCAACCCCAUCAAGCACGUCAGCCUGAUGGACCAGAGGGCCAGGCAGCUGGCCGCCCUCAUUGGGGAGAGCGAGGCUCAGGCAGGCCCAGAGACGUGCCAGGAGAGCCAGUCUCAGCAGCUGGGGACCCAGCUAUCCCUAAACCCCACACCCAGCCCACUGGACACCUCCCCCCGCCGGCCUCCAGGCCCUGCCACCACCCCCACCAGCACCUCCCUCAGCAGCCCAGGGCAGCGGGAUGACCUCAUUGCCAGCAUCCUCUCAGAGGUGGCCCCCACCCCCCUGGACGAGCUCCGAGGCCACAAGGCUCUGGUGAAGCUCCGGAGCCGGCAGGAGCGAGACCUGCGGGAGCUGUGCAAGAAGCACCAGCGCAAGGCGGUCACCCUCACCCGCCGCUUGCUCGAUGGCCUGGCCCAGGCCCGGGCCGAGGGCCGCUGCCGGCACCAGCCAGGUGUCCUAGGCGGGGCCACUGAUGUGGAGGACAUGAAAGAGGAGGAGGAAGAGGUGAAGCGGUAUCAAGAGUUCCAGAACAGACAGGUGCAGAGUCUGCUAGAACUGAGAGAGGCCCAGGCGGACACAGAGGCUGAGCGGAGGCUGGAGCACCUGAAACAGGCUCAGCAGCGGCUCAGGGAGAUCGUCCUGGAGUCCCAGGCAGCUCAGUGCAAGAGGCUGAAGGAGAUGAAUGAGAGGGAGAAGAAGGAGCUGCAGAAGAUCCUGGACAGGAAGCGCCACAACAGUAUCUCGGAGGCCAAGACAAGGGAGAAACAUAAGAAGGAGGCAGAACUGACAGAGAUUAAUCGUCGGCACAUCACCGAGUCGGUCAACUCCAUCCGUCGGCUGGAGGAGGCCCAGAAGCAGCGGCACGAUCGUCUCAUGGCUGGGCAGCAGCAGGUCCUACAGCAGCUGGCAGAAGAGGAACCCAAGCUGCUGGCCCAGCUGGUCCAGGAGUGUCAGGAGCAGCGGGCCAGGCUGCCACAGGAGAUCCGUCAGAGUCUGCUGGGAGAAAUGCCAGAGGGGCUGGGGGACGGGCCCAUGGUGGCCUGUGCCAGCAAUGGUCACGCGCCUGGGAGCAGCGGGCACCUGUCUGGCGCUGACUCAGAGAGCCAAGAGGAGAACACACAGCUCUGAACUGGCUGAGCAAGAGGUGGCCACAGGGCCAGGGUGCGCACCGGGCGAGGGCAGGAGGCAAAGACACUAAAGCAUUUUUUUUUUUAAAACAUUUUAUCUUUAGAAAUUUUAUUUUUUUAAACCUGGGGCGAGUACCCCAUGCUAACUCCCUUCUGGGGCCCUGUCAGGCCUCAGCUUCUCCUUCCUGCCCUUGGUCCUAGGGAAGGGCCUUUUGAUGAUGCCCACACCCCAGAAGGGGUGGCCUCUCCCUCACUUCCCAGGGAGUGCUGCUGGGUGGAGACCUGCUGCUGGAGCUCUGGGAACAGGGGUCAGAUUCUUUCUUUUCUUUGGGGAGUUUUUUACAUGAAUAAAAGUGGAUUUCAGGGA
This is a messenger RNA of Galeopterus variegatus (Sunda flying lemur), 4494 nucleotides long. It is a transcript of the gene PLCB3, whose product is annotated as phospholipase C, beta 3 (phosphatidylinositol-specific). Gene Ontology annotation, molecular function: phosphatidylinositol-4,5-bisphosphate phospholipase C activity; calmodulin binding; calcium ion binding. The transcript is spliced from 34 exons. The record is from RefSeq and is a predicted model, not a curated record. Gene Ontology annotation, biological process: lipid catabolic process; phosphatidylinositol-mediated signaling. The coding region runs from base 1 to 4128 and encodes 1375 amino acids. NCBI's taxonomy places the organism in Eukaryota, Metazoa, Chordata, Mammalia, Dermoptera, Cynocephalidae.